GCGUGUGUGCAGGGCGGCAGCGAAUCAGCCGCGCUGCCCGCCCCCGCCGGCAGCCGCCCUGCCCGCCCUGCCCGCCCUGCCCGUCCCCGCACACGGGCGGGGCGCAGCGGCCGCGCUGCCAUGAGCGAACGCCCGGCGGGGCCCCCCCGCCGCCCCCCGGCCCCCCGCACCUUCCGCCCCGGCAGCGCCCGCGGCCCCCGCCCGGCCCCGGCCCCAGCCCCGGCCCCGGCCCGGGGGAUGCUGCGGGGGCGGCGCGGCUGAGCCCCCCCGUGCCCCGACCCGCGCCCGGUUCUUCUUCCCCCCCCGCCGCCGCCGCCGCCGCCCGCCGCCCGGCCCCGCCCGCCGCCGCCAUGGCCGGUAAGUCCCGCAGCGGCUGCGAGGCGCUGAAGGUGGUGGCCCGGUGCCGCCCCAUGAGCAGGAAGGAGGAGGCUGCGGGCUACGAGCGCGUCCUGGAGCUGGACGUGAAGCUGGGGCAGGUGAGCAUCCGAAACCCCCGCGCCGCCCCGGGCGAGCUGCCCAAGACCUUCACCUUCGACGCCGUCUACGACGCCAGCUCCAAGCAGGCGGACCUCUACGACGAGACGGUCCGGCCGCUGAUAGACUCCGUGCUGCAGGGCUUCAACGGCACCAUCUUCGCCUACGGCCAGACCGGGACCGGCAAGACCUACACCAUGCAGGGGGCCUGGGCGGAGCCGGAGAAGCGGGGCAUCAUCCCCAUCUCCUUCGAGCACAUCUUCACCCACAUCUCCCGCUCGCAGAACCAGCAGUACCUGGUGAGGGCCUCGUACCUGGAGAUCUACCAGGAGGAGAUCAGGGACCUCCUCGCCAAGGACCAGAGCAAGAAGCUGGAGCUGAAGGAGAACCCCGAGACGGGGGUGUACAUCAAGGACCUCUCCUCCUUCGUGACGAAGAACGUCAAGGAGAUCGAGCACGUGAUGAACCUGGGGAGCCAGACGCGGUCCGUGGGCAGCACCAACAUGAACGAGCACAGCUCCCGCUCCCACGCCAUCUUCCUCAUCACCAUCGAGUGCAGCGAGACGGGGCCGGAUGGCGAGGAGCACAUCCGCGUGGGCAAGCUCAACCUGGUGGACCUGGCCGGCAGCGAGCGCCAGAGCAAAAUGGGGGCCCACGGAGAGCGCCCCAAGGAAGCGUCCAAGAUCAACCUCUCCCUCUCCGCCCUGGGCAACGUCAUCUCCGCCCUCGUGGACGGCAAAAGCACGCACAUCCCCUACCGGGACUCCAAGCUCACCCGCCUGCUGCAGGACUCCCUGGGGGGCAACGCCAAGACAAUCAUGGUGGCCACCUUGGGCCCGGCCUCUCACAGCUACGACGAGAGCCUCUCCACCCUCAGGUUCGCCAACAGGGCCAAGAACAUCAAGAACAAGCCCCGGGUGAACGAGGACCCCAAGGACACCUUGCUGCGGGAGUUUCAGGAGGAGAUUGUCCGGCUGAAGGCCCAGCUGGAGAAGCGUGGCAUGCUGGGGAAGAAGAGGAGAAGGAGCAGCCGGAGGAAGAAAGCAGUGGAUGGAGAAAGCGCCACGGAGAACGAAGGGGAGGACGACAAUGAGGACGGCCUGGAGAAGAACAUGGAGAAUUACUUGAAGGAGCAGAAGGAGAGGCUGGAAGAGGAGAAAGCCGCUAUCCAGGAUGACCACAGCCUGGUGAGCGAGGAGAAGCAGAAGCUUCUGCAGGAGAAGGAGAAGAUGAUAGAGGAUCUGCGGAAGGAGCAGGAGGCCACGGAGCUGCUGGCCACCAAGUACAAGGCGAUGGAGAGCAAGCUGCUCAUCGGCGGCAGGACCAUCGUGGACCACACCAACGAGCAGCAGAAGAUGCUGGAGCUGAAGCGGCAGGAGAUAGCCGAGCAGAAACGCCGGGAGCGGGAGAUGCAGCAGGAGAUGUUGCUGCGGGACGAGGAGACCAUGGAGCUGCGGGAGACGUACACCUCCCUGCAGCAGGAGGUGGAGAUCAAGACCAAGAAGCUGAAGAAGCUGUACGCCAAGCUGCAGGCCGUGAAGGCGGAGAUCCAGGACCAGCACGACGAGUACAUCCGCGUGCGCCAGGACCUGGAGGAGGCGCAGAACGAGCAGACGCGGGAGCUGAAGCUCAAGUACUUGAUCAUCGAGAACUUCAUCCCACCAGAAGAGAAGAACAAGAUCAUGAACCGCCUGUACUUCGACGGUGAGGAGGACCAGUGGAAGUUCCAGCCGCUGGUGCCCACCGGAGGAAACAGCAACCAAAUGAAGAAGCGGCCUACCUCCGCUGUGGGGUACAAGAGACCCAUCAGCCAAUACGCCCGCGUGGCCAUGGCCAUGGGAUCUCAUCCUCGGUACCGUGCUGAGAACAUCAUGUUCUUGGAGCUGGACCUCUCCCCUCCUGCCAUCUUUGAGUUUGAGCGGAGCAGGGACCCGGCAGAGCAGGACCCCCGGGCUCUCCACCUGGAGAGGCUGAUGCACCUGGACAGCCUCCUGGAGCGGCCGGCGGCCUCCCGCGUGAGGAAGUCCCGCUCCUGGUGCCAGACGCCGCGGUCACUGCCGUCCUCAACCACGCAUGCGUCCCUCGCCUCCAGCUCCCCGCGCGCCGCCACGAUGCCAGCUCAGAAGUGACGUCCUGGACCCCCUCGUCCCCCGCACCGCCUCGCAGCGAGGACUGUGCCCCGCCGAUGGCUGAGAAGGGGCCCCAGCCGGCAGCAUCUCCACCGGUCCCAGUUCGUCUUUGUCUUCAGCUACUUUGUGUGCGCGUGUGUUUGUGUGAGACGCUCACAAACAGCCCCCCGGGGCGAGGGGAGCCACCCCCUCCUUCCUUCUGCCCCCCCUCCCCGAUCCGGAUCUGUCACUUUAUUUAUUUAACGUAUUUAUUUAUGGAGUGGUUGAUGCGCAGAGUCAGGAGGCGCGUUCGGACUGGAGGACACCCAAGGCUGGCAGCGGGCACCACGCUCGGCUCCCGCCCCUCCCCACGCCGCAGCUCCCGCGCACGGCCAGGGCACGGGGACGCCGCCGGGGUGGGCACCACUGUUCACCAUCGUGCUGCGCGGGGCAGGCAGGAGAGGGCACGGCCCCUCGCCGGUGGCUUUGGCAGAAGGUGAGGCAGCCCUGGACUCUGGUGCUGCGUUUGCUUCGCUGGAUCCCCGGGAAUUUGGCGAUUUCUACGAGGAUUUGGAGAGCUCGUGGUGGUGGCACCUCGGGCUGGGCUUGUCAGAGCCCCGGAGGGACUCUCCAGCCUGCAUCGACGCCGGUGGCAGCAGUGACAUCUCAUUGACUUCUGGGCACGGCUGUCGCUCCAGGAACGCCGGCUCCGUCCACAGAGAGGGCUCGCCGAUGAACCCACCCGAACGUUCACCUCUGCCACGCUCUGCCCUGCGCAGCCGCCCGGCACCCAGCUCGCUCCCAGCGUGGACUCAGUGGGGGCUGGACUCCGUACAGCAAGAGCAGGAGAUGGAGGUCUCCGUCCCCUCCCAAAGGCACUCGUCGCCUGGGGAGCGGUGCCGCCGAGGCGAAAGCAGGGCUGAGCGUCCGCCGUCCUGGCAACUAAAGGCAGCGAAGAAACGCAGGAGCAGACGGCGAUGCCCGGAGGAGUGAUGUCAACAUGGCUCUCCUCCGGGCUGGGUCACACCACGUGGAGGUCACCUCGUAGCUGGGAGAAAUUUCCUGGUGAUGGCACGGGUCGUGGAGGGUUGGACGUGAAACGGGUAAUGGGUAAGGGGGGGUGAGCCGUAAAGCCGCUCCGGCGACCUGAAAGCCAUCGCAGGCAGCGGCACGCGUAGGUGCCAGCCGUUGCUCGGUGGGAUUCAGCCGUCGGCGGCCGGGGCGAGGGAGGGUGGGUAUUGUUGAAGACCGUCCCUGGCAGUGCCGGGCUCUGGUUUCCCUGGGAUGGCGUGCGGAUGUGCGGAGGCGGGGAGAGCUGUUUGUUUGACGAGAUCCUGGUGACUGAGGGAGCGACCGCCCGGCUCACGUGGGAGCGUACGGGUGGGCAGAGGAACGGUGCUGAGGCCCGUCCUGGGAAGGCAGAUCUGCAAAGACUGCAGGUAGGGACUGUCUUCUGGCCUCUUCCAGCCACAAAGAGAUUUUCUUCUGCUGGAGGACUGGUCACUGCUCGCCUCGACGACUCCUGCACACGGGACCUGGGGUGGGGGAGGGAAGGAGGCACAGACACGGAGCAGAACCCUCGGGAGCAGAACCCUCAGCGGUGUCUGUGUGAGCGCAGUGCGAGUCCCACGCGACAGGAGCGUCCCGUCGGCGUGCUCCACGUGCCCGGGCCGGGGCAUCCACGGACCUUCCCACCCAGCUCCCGGCACAGCCCCUGCUCCGCCGCGGCACCUUCUCCCCGUCCCCUCUAACACCGUCCUGCCUCAUCUUCUCGAUCGCUGCCCGCUGCCACCACCUUCCCUCCCCGCCGGUGCCCCGUGACACCUUCUGUCUCUCUGAAAUCUUUGUCCCCUUCUCCUGCGCCGCAGCUGGCUCGUGGGAGGUUUGGGAAGGUGUAGGUCGCUCCCAGGACGGAGCCAACCCUGCGAGCAGCAGCCAGCCCUGGUCUGUCCUCAGCCCGGGGAGGAGGGUGCGGGAGGAAGAAGGGCGUUUUAGGGGUGAGAAAGGGUCCCUCCCACGGCGUGGGUCAGGUCCUUCUGGCCGCAGGUACCGCCAGCAGCCGGGGGGUUGUCCGCGCGCGUCCCCCGGAGCGGGCUGGCUCUGGCACCGUGAAACACGGUGGAGGAGGGACCCGGCGCUGUGUUUGGGAUCCAGGAAGGCGUCUGGGAGUCAGGGUCAGGAAGCACAGACCGCAGAAAGGGGAGAAGCUGUCUGCGGGGUGGCCUGCAGGGAUAUAGUUUCCUUCCUUCCUUGUUCUCUAAUUGCCCCGAGUUCAUCUUCAGCCGGAUGAGCAGCCCGCGGAGCCCCGAGGUGGUGGACCAGUGGCAGCCUCUUUACCUCCGUUCUCUACCCAGGACACGGGAAACAAAGCUCGAGAGCUGAUGGUGCCCUCAUUCCCCCGGCUUGCCCCCGGCCGUGGAGCAUCGCGUCCACGCCGGUCUCCCACGGCCAACGCGUUGGUCCUCAUCCGUGUCCCGGCAAAGGCCAGGUCCAGGUCCAGCAGGACCGUGGUCACGGUGGGAUCCACGCGGCAGCAGAGCGCAGGACGGGCUGAGCCGCUCUCGACGCCCAAGUGCCGCUUGUAAAGGCAUCUGUCGUGCGCGUGGGGCUGGCGACCUCCCGUGCCCUCGGUCCGUCUCUCCGCCGCGGCGUCCUCAGCACAAGCCCCGAGCAAGGCCGGGAGCAGCCGCCGCCGACUUGAGCUGAGACCUGGCGAGCUCGUGGCGGCAUUUUUCCCUCCGCCUCGGGUGGCUCCGCAGCCUCUCUGCAUCGCUGCAGCAACCUCAGAUGUAUAUUUGUAAUGUUCUCUGGUCUUUGUAUGUUGGUGCGCGUGUAUUUACGUAUGAGUGUGCGUAGGUGGGUGUGAGUGCGCACGCGUGUAGCCAAGGGAUCUGUUCACCGUCGAUGUGACUGUACAGGGGGCAAAUCCCAGAGGGGGGACGGGGCUGGGCUGGGGCUUUUUUUUUUUUAUGUUGUUUCAUUGUUUAGUUAUUUUGGGUUUCAGGUUUGGACUUUUAUUUUUCCUCCCCGCGAGGGGGUGGGUUCGGGUCUGGUUCGGAUCAAUUGACAAGGUGAGGGCCUUGAUUAGGACCAAAUUUUUGUGCCUGUUGCUCUGGUGAUUUAUUUAGAAAUCAAAAGUUUACCGUACGGUGGCCCAUCCUCGUCACUCUAUACAUAUGAAUAUACAGGACAUAUUAUAAAUAUAUAUAUAUUAUACAUACCCUAUGGAGAGAGGUCGUUAGUCACCCGCUCCCUCUGGCUUUGGACGGACACCUCCGCAACGUGCUGUAACGUAGCUUUGAGCCAGUGCUGGGACGGACCAGAGAGCGCCAGCGCCCGUCAGAAAACUGGCAGUGACACCAAUAAAGGA
Molecule: messenger RNA, 5952 nt
Organism: Grus americana (Whooping crane)
Lineage: Eukaryota; Metazoa; Chordata; Aves; Gruiformes; Gruidae
Gene: KIF3C
Product: kinesin family member 3C
Exons: 8
Coding region: 351-2603 (750 amino acids)
Biological process (GO): microtubule-based movement
Molecular function (GO): microtubule motor activity; microtubule binding; ATP binding
Source: RefSeq, a predicted model, not a curated record